CUGUGAGUGCUGCGCUGUGCCGUCUCUUUAUAUUUCCAUCCUAUCUCUCACCGUGAAUUCUCCGUGUGUCUUAAUUCAUUUUGUUAUGUGAACUCGAGUUUUGAAAAAUUUCGCCUGCUUUCUUUUCAUUCAUUCUGUUGCGAAAAAAAGCGGAAAAUUUCAAAUCAACAUCCGUUGAGGAAAUAGGUUUCAUUUUGUUGGCCUACACGACAUUUUUUUUUAAAUCCAUCACAUAACAGAGGAAAAACAACACAAAAGUGUCUUGACGAGUGUGAACGACGAGUCAUGGCUCUGGCGGCCGGUUCGUCAGCAACAGCUACAACGGCCGGUUCGAGGAGCUCAGCGGCAACACCGCCGGAUCAGCCAACUUUCCCACUGAUGCCGACUCCACUUUUCCCCGGAGCCGGAGGUGGAGGCCCGGGAGGUCCGGGAGGCCUCAUUCCGCCACCACCGGCACUUCCGACGCUCAACUUCAGCGUCAGUCAAGUGGCAACCGUUUGCGAAACACUCGAAGAGAGUGGUGACAUUGAGCGUCUUGGCCGGUUUCUGUGGUCGCUGCCCGUCGCCCAUCCCAACAUUGGCGAACUGAACAAGUCCGAAGCCGUUUUGCGUGCCCGGGCCUUGGUCGCUUACCAUAUGGGCAACUAUCGCGAACUCUACCACAUCGUCGAGUCUCAUCGGUUCACCAAAGAUUCGCACGGCAAGUUGCAGGCUAUGUGGCUGGAAGCGCACUAUCUGGAAGCAGAAAAGUUGCGCGGCAGGCCCCUCGGUCCCGUCGACAAGUACCGCGUUCGCAAGAAGUUCCCGUUGCCUCGCACCAUUUGGGACGGCGAGCAGAAAACGCACUGCUUCAAGGAGCGCACCAGAAGUUUAUUGCGCGAGUGGUAUCUGCAGGAUCCUUACCCGAAUCCGACCAAGAAACGAGAAUUGGCCCAGGCGACGGGACUGACACCAACCCAAGUCGGCAACUGGUUCAAAAAUCGAAGACAGAGAGAUCGAGCUGCCGCCGCUAAAAAUCGGCGAAUGGGAGGUCAUGGAGGCCAUCACAACAGCUGCAAUUAUUCGUCGGGAUCUUCGGCGGGAGGUGGACCGACUAGCAACAAACGCCAUCGGCCCGAUCACAGUCCGAACGGAAACGAUUCCGAUGACGAUGUCGAUCUGUUGAUGGACGACGCCAACGGUUCGGGACCGCUCAGUCCCGGCGCUGAAUCGCUUAUCGAUUCAGACAAUUCGAGCAUCUCGCUGACAGGUCCUCCGUCUCCCGUCGGAGACAUAACAUCCGCCGGGCCACUCGGAUCGACCGGCAACGACGCUGCCUCUAUCCUCAAGUCGAGCAUCGGCGGAGGCAUCGGUGCAAAUGGCCAGCCGUCGAACCCUUUGACUAUGUCGACUGGUGGCCUACUAUCCGAUUCCAUUCAUCAUCAUUCUCGGGAUCGGGAACAACAUCACGCGGCCGCCAUGGCCUUGUCUUCGGCCGGCCUGAUGGCACCCGCACCGCCAUCUCAUCACCAUCAUCACCAUCCAUCGGCUUUCUCCUUUGGACAUCAUCCGCAUCACCAUCCCUCUUUCGGUGCGAAUUCAUUGAUGGCUGCAGCGGCUGGUCUACAUUUCAAUCUAGCGGCUUCGUUGGGCAAUGCACCGUUGACUCCGUUCGGUGCUUUCGGAAGCCUAUCGAACCCAUUCGCAGCUGCCGUGGCUCCGUUCGGUUCGCGAUUCAACGGUGGCAACAACCGACCCAACGGUUCGAGUGGUAAACCACCGACCUCGUUCGACAUGUCGCUAGCCGAGACGUUGGGUCAUCAUCAUCACGCGGCAGCUAUGGCUGCGGCAGCGGCCGCAGCCGAACUGGCGGCCUACCAUCACGCCGCUCAGCAACAUCAACAACAGCAGCAACAACAGCAUCAGCAACAUCAACAGGCGACGACGCAAACGACGACCAUCGUCAGCCCAACAAUCGAGCCGCUAAAAUUGAAAAGCGAUCUCAUCAUCACGAGCAACAAGUCGAAUCAUAGCGGCGGCAGCAGCCGCAGCAGUAGGAGUAGCAACAGCAGCCGACAUAGUGAACGAUCGACGCCACCGACGCCUCCCACACCACCGCAGAAGACGUCCAUCCGUCACCAGCACGAAAUCGUGGCCGAAACUGGCACUCAAGCGAGCUAAUUUGAAACCCGAGUCAUCAUAGAGGGCCUGUCAAUGGCAUUGAAUUUGUUUAAGGGUCCUCUUCGUUAGUUUUGACCCACGUCAAAUUGAAAAGGGGAAAGAGAAAAAUUUCGUUUGCGAAAUGUUUCCAAUGAAAAAUGUUUUUGUUUUUUAUCUCGGCUGUUGUAUUAUUAGAACUGCUGCAUUUCCUUUUUUUUUUUUUUUUUGCCUAUACAGUAUAUCUUUGCAUCAUUUUAAAAUUCCGUGUAUUAUAAAAAAAUUGAUGGCUUUUUCCUGUUUUCUCCCCCCCCCUCCCCGUCUAAUACUCGAAUGUUUUUAACAGUUGAUGCCAGCUCUUGGUUGGCGUUGUGUUCGAUGAGCUUUGUACAUGACACAUGGACAUAUACUUACAUGGACAAUAUGAUUUUCUAUUCCCCUUCCUUAUUCCCAUUUUUGGUUUUUGUUUUUAAAAUUAGCGCGUGCUGUGUGAGUGUGUGAUUGUGUUUUGAUUUUUUUUAUUUCAUUGGACGUUGUUUAUCUUAUCAAUCGUCCUGUUCUGAUUUAUAUAUAUAUUAUAUUAUACUAUAUAACUGGAUGGUGUAUUAUUUGUCUAAUCAUUUUCUUCAGUUCCUCAUCCCGUUUCGUGACGAUUGAAACCUUUUUGAAUUGAGAAAAAAAAAGACAAACGAUAAAAAAAAAACAAAAAAACGUUGAUAUAUGAAAUCCCAAUUUGAUUGGUACGUGUGUGCGAGUGAUGUUUGCCUCUUCACGAUUGAACCCCUUAUUAUAUACGUAAUAAUAAUUGAUAUACUGUUGUUGUCCUCGAUAUACCCCCCGGGUUUGGCUUUACAACCUUUGACUAGAAUAUUCAUCGAAAUCUAUUGGUUCAAAUCGGCUUUGAAACGGGCUCUUAUACAAUUGCAGGUGGUUGGCUUCGGGGCGAAAGUUUGUUGGCACCUAUCAAACCCAUACGUAAACAGGGCAGUUAUUAUUAUUUUUUUUUCUACAAUAAUUCCCGUUUAAAAAAAAAAAAAAAAUCUUUUGUCAGCAAAUGUGAGAUUCCUUUUGUGGCUUGUUUUGCCCAUAAAUGGGACGUGUGUUAGCAGAGAAAAUAUCCAGUCCAAUAAUAGCUGAACCCAAAAUGCCCAAUGAAUCACCAAUUUCAUUUUCAUAAUCAUUUUCGGUUGAUUCCCUUUUUGUUUUCUUUUUUUAAAUCGGAAGAGGUUCGGUUUGUUUUCUACCAAUCCCGAAUGUCGUUGAUUUUCACGCAUGUUCAUCAUUUAUUCAUAGUCACGCGCACGUUUCAAUGUCUUUUUCCAGAAUAUUAUACAAUUAUGCCCGAUAUUAUUGCUAUGUUCAACUUGUCUUUCUGUUUGAAUCGUGACGAUCGCGAAUCGAGAUUGUUCAACGUUUUGUUAGUGAACACGCGAUUCGAUGACACGUUACACGCAACCACACACACACAUCACGAAACAACAA
This is a messenger RNA of Daphnia carinata, 3618 nucleotides long. Its product is annotated as homeobox protein SIX4-like. Gene Ontology annotation, cellular component: transcription regulator complex; nucleus. The record is from RefSeq and is a predicted model, not a curated record. Gene Ontology annotation, biological process: regulation of transcription by RNA polymerase II. The coding region runs from base 286 to 2160 and encodes 624 amino acids. The transcript is spliced from 3 exons. NCBI's taxonomy places the organism in Eukaryota, Metazoa, Arthropoda, Branchiopoda, Diplostraca, Daphniidae. Gene Ontology annotation, molecular function: RNA polymerase II cis-regulatory region sequence-specific DNA binding; DNA-binding transcription factor activity, RNA polymerase II-specific.